GUUUCCGAUCGUGCCAAGGAUGCUUUUGAGAAAGUCGGCUGCUUGGAGAGUCUGGAGGGCUCUGCGCUGCUUAAAGACCUCGCUGCACUUCGAAGCGAAUGCGGCGAUAUCGCCGGUGAGCUGCGAGACUUGCAGCAGGCCAUGGCGAUUGAAGCAAAGCUUGGCGCUUCCCAAAGCCUCGAGGGCCUUCGCACACGCAGGAGCCUCGCGGCCGCCCACGAGCGCGCCGGGGAGCCGGAGCGAGCCUUGGAGGUGCUUCAAGAUCUUCAGCAGUUCUACGAGGGAGACGGGACGCACGCAGCACGAGCACAGGAGGUAGACGAAGCCAUCUUCAAGCUGCAGGCCUCCCUGGCAAAUGCGACCCCUUCCACAAACAAUGCUUCGCCAAGUGGGCACCGCAACGCGGAUCCUGCGACAGCAAAAGCGUUGGCCGAGUUGGAAGCCCAGCGACGUGAGCACGAGGAGAACGGAACGUUGCUAACCGCUCAAGGCGCGCAUGUCCUGAUGAGUCUCGGGGCCACGUAUGGUCGCAUGGGCGAUUUCGAUGCCGCGAUGCAAGCUUUCGGCGAUGCCCGCGAAGCCUACAAGAGGCAGGGCUUGAUGGACACAGAGGAGGGAGCUGCCCUUCUUUGCAACAUGGGCUAUGCUGUGCUGCAAGCGGGUCGAGCAG
Messenger RNA from Symbiodinium sp. CCMP2456, 670 nucleotides. Lineage: Eukaryota; Dinophyceae; Suessiales; Symbiodiniaceae. The record is from the annotation of a GenBank genome assembly.